ACCAGGAGAACCUCAGUCGAUCUUGAUAAGAAGGUACGGGACGCCUAAGUCACAUGUUGGUGAGUCGUCAUGAAAAUUGCGUUGCUUUUCUCCUUCGUGGUCCUGGCGUUUGGCCAGGACGCGUGUGACUUCGGCUGCACUGAUGAAUGGGACCCCGUGUGUGGCAGCGAUGACGUCACGUACUCCAACAUGUGCGAACUCGAACUGGCCGAGUGUUUGAGCGAUGGCGAGAUGACUUUGGCCCAUAAUGGUGAGUGUGGAAGUGAGUGCCCUGAAGAGUGGGUUCCCGUAUGUGGCACUGAUGGUGUCACUCAUGCCAGCCUCUGCUUCCUGGAAUUAGCAUCUGCUCAGGAUAAUGACUUGGAAUUGGCCUACCCAGGCGAGUGCCUCCCACCCAUAGAAAACACCGUGGCACCUUGCGAACCUCCGAUGGCCGACGAGGAAUGUGGCACCCAUGUCUACUCCCCCCUGUGCGAGGUGUCUGGCACUACCUACAGGACCCUUUGUGAUCUAUGCCAAGCUAUGUAUUUGGCACAGGCUGGGGGCGAGAAUAUUAUAUAUGUGGUUGAUCAUCUUGGUCCCUGCGAGGUAUGAGUGCCUAAAUCAAGUGCCACUCAAGGGCCGCCCAAGAGAAUCAGUGUUGUAACUUCAUUUUACAAAUAAAUGAAUUAUAGACAA
Molecule: messenger RNA, 678 nt
Organism: Penaeus chinensis
Lineage: Eukaryota; Metazoa; Arthropoda; Malacostraca; Decapoda; Penaeidae
Product: four-domain proteases inhibitor-like
Exons: 5
Coding region: 70-594 (174 amino acids)
Molecular function (GO): protein binding
Source: RefSeq, a predicted model, not a curated record